Messenger RNA from Lolium rigidum, 1537 nucleotides. RefSeq names its product allene oxide synthase 1, chloroplastic-like. Bases 1 to 1533 code for a protein of 510 amino acids. Gene Ontology annotation, molecular function: monooxygenase activity; oxidoreductase activity, acting on paired donors, with incorporation or reduction of molecular oxygen; iron ion binding. The transcript has a single exon. NCBI's taxonomy places the organism in Eukaryota, Viridiplantae, Streptophyta, Magnoliopsida, Poales, Poaceae. The record is from RefSeq and is a predicted model, not a curated record. Gene Ontology annotation, biological process: sterol metabolic process.
AUGGCCACGGCGGCGGCCUCCCAGCUCUCCUUCUCGUCCCCGAUCGCCGGUCGCCGCGGCCGGCGGCAGACCCGCGCGUCGGCGUCCGCGACGGACCGGCACGAGGUGGUCUCCCCGAAGCUGCGGCUGCCGCUGCGCAAGGUGCCGGGCGACCACGGCCCGCCGCUGCUGGGCGCGCUCAAGGACCGGCUGGAGUACUUCUACGGGCCCGGCGGCCGCGACGGCUUCUUCGCGUCCCGCGUCCGCGCGCACCGCUCCACGGUGGUGCGCCUCAACAUGCCGCCGGGCCCCUUCGUGGCCAAGGACCCGCGCGUGGUGGCGCUGCUCGACGCCGCCUCCUUCCCGGUGCUCUUCGACACCUCCCUCGUCGACAAGACGGACCUCUUCACCGGCACCUUCAUGCCCUCCACCGACCUCACCGGCGGCUACCGCGUGCUCUCCUACGUCGACCCCGCCGAGCCCAGCCACGCGCCGCUCAAGUCCCUCCUCUUCCACCUCCUCACCCACCGCCGCCACCACGUCAUCCCGGCCUUCCGCGACGUCUACGGCGACCUCUUCGGCCUCAUGGAGAACGACCUCGCGCGGGCCGGCAAGUCCGACUUCGGCGCGCACAACGACGACGCCGCCUUCGGCUUCCUCUGCCAGGCGCUCCUCGGCCGCGACCCCCUCGACUCGCCGCUCCGCGACCAGGGCCCCAAGCUCAUCGCCAAGUGGCUCCUCUUCCAGAUCAGCCCGCUGCUCAGCCUCGGCCUGCCCACCCUCGUCGAGGACGGCCUGCUGCACACCUUCCGCCUCCCGCCGGCGCUCGUCAGCAAGGACUACGGCCGCCUCGCCGACUUCUUCCGCGACGCAGGGAAGGACGUCAUCGACGAGGGCGAGCGGCGCGGGAUCGCGCGGGAGGAGGCCCUGCACAACAUCAUCUUCGCCAUGUGCUUCAACUCCUUCGGCGGCAUGAAGAUUCUCUUCCCGUCCAUGGUCAAGUGGCUGGGCCGCGCGGGCGGGCGCACGCACGGCCGACUCGCCACGGAGGUGCGCGCGGCCGUGCGCGCCAACGGCGGCGAGAUCACGAUGCAGGCGCUGGCGGAGAUGCCGCUGGUCAAGUCGGCGGUGUACGAGGCGCUGCGGAUCGAGCCGCCCGUCGCGAUGCAGUACGGCCGGGCCAAGCGGGACAUGGUGGUGGAGAGCCACGACUACGGCUACGAGGUGAGGGAGGGGGAGCUGCUCUUCGGCUACCAGCCCAUGGCCACCAAGGACCCGCGCGUCUUCUCCCGCCCCGACGACUACGUCCCCGACAGGUUCCUCGGCGAGGACGGCGCGCGGCUGCUCCGCCACGUCGUCUGGUCCAACGGGCCGGAGACGGCGUCGCCGUCGCUGCAGGACAAGCAGUGCGCCGGGAAGGACUUCGUCGUCCUCAUCGCGCGCCUCCUCGUCGCCGAGAUCUUCCUCCGAUACGACUCCUUCGACGUCCAGGUCGGCUCCGGGCCGCUCGGCUCGUCGGUCACCGUCACCUCGCUCAAGAAGGCCACCUUCUGAUCUA